Messenger RNA from Penicillium robsamsonii, 1131 nucleotides. Its product is annotated as sterol methyltransferase. The record is from RefSeq and is a predicted model, not a curated record. Bases 1 to 1131 code for a protein of 376 amino acids. The transcript is spliced from 3 exons. Gene Ontology annotation, biological process: ergosterol biosynthetic process. Gene Ontology annotation, molecular function: sterol 24-C-methyltransferase activity. Gene Ontology annotation, cellular component: endoplasmic reticulum. NCBI's taxonomy places the organism in Eukaryota, Fungi, Ascomycota, Eurotiomycetes, Eurotiales, Aspergillaceae.
AUGGCUCCCUCUGCUUUGGAACAUGAGGACCUCGCACGCGAUGCUGCCUUCAACAAGGCCCUUCAUGGCAAGUCGUCCAAGGCCAAGGGUGGUCUAACUGCCUUGCGCGGGAAGGACGCCGCCGCUCAGAAGACUGCUGUGGAUGAAUACUUCAAGCACUGGGAUGAUCAGGUCGCUGCCGACGAGACAAAUGCGAUUCGUGAGGCCCGGAAAGCGGAAUACGCAACCCUGACCCGACACUACUACAACCUUGCGACGGACUUUUACGAAUACGGAUGGAGCACCUCAUUCCACUUCUGCCGCUUCGCCUAUGGCGAGCCUUUCCACCAGGCCAUCGCCCGCCACGAGCACUAUAUUGCCCUGCAGGCAGGCAUCACCAAGGACAUGAAGAUUCUAGAUGUCGGCUGUGGUGUCGGUGGUCCCGCUCGCGAGAUAGUCAAGUUCACUGGUGCCCAUGUUACCGGUCUGAACAAUAAUGACUACCAGAUUGACCGCGCUAGCUACUACGCUCAAAAGCAAGGUCUAUCGGAUAAGAUGACCUUUGUUAAGGGCGACUUCAUGCAAAUGAACUUCCCCGAUAACACAUUCGACGCUGUGUAUGUGAUUGAGGCUACCGUCCAUGCUCCCGAUCUUGAGGGUGUUUAUAAGGAGAUCUUCCGCGUUCUGAAGCCCGGUGGUACAUUUGCGGUCUACGAAUGGUUUAUGACUGACGAAUAUGACAACGAUGAUCCCGAGCAUCGUCGUAUCCGGCUUGGUAUCGAGCAGGGUGACGGUAUUUCGAACAUGGUUAAAGUUUCCGAGGGCCUGACUGCAUUCUGUAAUGCCGGUUUUAGCUUGAUCCACCACGAAGAUCUGGCUGCUCGUCCUGACCCCAUUCCCUGGUACUACCCGCUAGCGGGCUCAUUCAAGCAUAUGGGUUCGGUCUGGGACUUCUUCGUCAUCGCUCGUAUGACUAGGUGGGGUCGCGGCCUUGCCCACCGUUUUGUCGGUGCUGGUGAGACCAUCGGUUUCUUCCCGAAUGGCUCACAAAAGACCGCCAACAGUCUGGCGUUGGGUGCUGAUUGCUUGGUCGAGGGUGCUCGGAAGAAUUUAUUCACUCCUAUGUACCUUAUGGUUGGCCGGAAGUCUUAG